Molecule: messenger RNA, 2164 nt
Organism: Aspergillus ibericus CBS 121593
Lineage: Eukaryota; Fungi; Ascomycota; Eurotiomycetes; Eurotiales; Aspergillaceae
Product: amidase signature enzyme
Exons: 11
Coding region: 1-1950 (649 amino acids)
Source: RefSeq, a predicted model, not a curated record
AUGACGGCUGACAAAGAGGCUGGAUCAGGGUGGAUAAAUACCGGCAGUCGUCCCUCCAUCGUCUUCAUCUUCCCUCCUUCUCUCCCUCUCCAGGCAGUCUCCAUCCCUCAAUCCGUAGCGAUGGAGGACAGCCUUCUACCCAAUAUCCCGUUCAGCUCUUCCCCUGAUGGCUAUAUAUAUAGUCUGCAGGGACGACGAUACUAUGUCCGUCCAGAUGAAAAUGCACCACCCUUCGACGGAGGCCCGGAGUCGACGUUCGUGACGGUCUUUCAUAUCUCCCAUGAAGGGCCAUUCACCAUCACGAUCGAUUGGCUGGCAGCCAUUAUUUCGGAAUGCCAGGCCAAAGAUGAUGUCUUCCACGUCUCCUUUCUCCAGGGCAUCAUUCUCGUCGGUCUGGAUGAUGCCCUCAUCACGAUGGCUGAUGGUGUUCACGACUAUAUGCAGAAGGUAGGCAUUGAAUGGAUUCAAAGCAUUCCCGAGGGCGAUGAAGAUAUCCAUCCUGGACCAUAUUUCCUUACCAACGGACUUCUUCAAGAGGUCUGGAGGCUGUACCCCGACACAAAUGGGGCUUUUCUGGAAGCAGUUGAACCAGGACAGACAAGCCCCUUUCUCCAUCUCUCGCUUACACAUGCCGGGACCUCAGACAUCGCCGUUACAUCACGUCUCAGGUCUUCCCAAUCUACCCUCCCACUGGCCGGACUACGAGUCGCUGUCAAGGAUAAUAUUCAUCUACAGGGGCUCAAGACAUCUCUAGGCAACAGAGCUUAUCACAAGCUGUCCGCCCCACAGCAAACGACAGCGGGAUGUAUCCAACAACUAAUCAAUCUCGGGGCGACCAUCGUUGGGAAAACCAAGCUGAACUCGUUCGGGGUAUGGGAAGAGCCGAUUCACAACGUGGAUUAUCAAGCACCUUGGAACCCGCGCGGAGAUGGCUAUCAAACUCCCCGGGGUAGCGACAGUGGUAGUGCUGUAGCUGUUGUGGCCUAUGACUGGUUGGAUAUUGCGGUUGGAACUGAUACUGGUGGAAGUAUCCUCCGGCCAGCUCUGUGGAAUGGUUGCUUUGCGAUUCGUCCUACUUGGGGUGCGCUAUCGACUCAUGGUCUGGUUGCGCGCAUCGGAAAGCUAGACACGCCCGGGUUUCUAGGAAGAGACCUUGGCAUGUUCAGAGAUGUUAUAACUGCCUGGUAUGGAGAUGAGCUCCCUACCUUCAACCCUAAGCCAUUCAAAAAGAUCAUCUGGCCCACCGACUACUGGAACACGGUACACCCCGACCAACGCACCGUCGCCGAGAAGUUCAUCCUAGACAUGGAAGCUGCCUUGGGUAUUUGGCACGAGACGAUCUCGAUCCAAUCCAGAUGGGAAACUCCCCGACCAGGCUUCGGGACAUUAGACAACUAUAUGAAUGAUGCAAUGCGCCAUAUCUGGUACGACGAUUACCAUGAGCAUGAUGACUUCCGCGGGGAGUACCAACGCCGGUUUCAAAAGGCACCAUACAUCAGUCCGGCCGUUCGCGAGAACUGGACCCGGAAUAAAAGCAUCACUGAGGUUGAGCGAAACCGAGCGGCUGCGAAACUUGAUGACUAUCGAAUCUGGUUCCAGGACGCUAUCCUUGCCCCGACUUCCGGCAAUUGCCUCCUCGUCCUCCCGAUAGAGAACAUGAGCCCUAGCUAUCGUGAUGAGGGACCACAGCAUAAACAAGGCGGUCCCAGCGUCAACUCCCUCAUGCUGGCAUCCGUACUAGGCGCACCUGAACUAGUUGUUCCUAUCAGCCAAAUUCUCUACACCUCGAAGGUAACCGAGAAGGAAGAACAUCUUCCCUUCGCUAUCGGUCUCGUCGGCCCUCCAGGAACCGACCUCCACCUCGUCACCGCAGCACUCACUACUCUGCGCGCCAUCAAUAAACCCAUAGUUCUGUCCACUGGAGCGUCCGCUUUCACUGGAAAGAAUUGACAUCCAUUUCUAAAAGCAGAAAUUAUGGUAUCUUGCCUCUUAUUUUUACGUUGAUUAUUAUUAAGGAUUAUGGUUGCUUGGUAAAGUUGUGAAACGAAUGGUAACUUUGCUUGGUAUCUCCUAUUACUAAUGAGUGAUCUUGGACUUGCUUGGUAUUGCUAUUGUUAUUGUUAUCUCUAUGAUUAUUAUUAAGGAUUAAUGGUUGCUUGGUAAU